CAAGAGUCCAGCAGCCAGCAAGCUCAUCGUCAACGCGAGAUUAGACUAGACGUGCGCUUACGUGGACAUAUCGCGAUCGUUGCUGGUGUGGGACACGUGUACAUGUUGUAUGAUGGUGAUCCAAAUACACUGUACAUGAAAUUUUUACGGCGUGUAUUACGAUAACGUGAUCCAUGUUCUGAGCCUAGCCACAGAGAACUGUCAGAGACAAUCAUCCACAGAAAACGCUACAGUCGCUAUUCGCCUCCGGCAGUGUGUUUGGUUUUUUAGCCUUCCCGUGUAUCAACAAGCAGUCAUGCCCACUGGUAGUAAUGACAACGGAUGGAUUGCGCCCGAUCUACCAUCACGCUGCACCUGGCAUCUGGAAGUCGAUCCCAAGACAAGUCCACACAAUCAUCAGUCCAAUGCGGAGCUGCUCGAAGCUCGGAAGACAAUUCUGCCCAAUGUCCUGAAGAUGAUCGGUCACACACCCUUGGUGCGGAUCAACAACAUUGGCAAGAGUGCUGGGCUGAAAUGUGAACUAGUGGCCAAAUGCGAGUUCUUUAAUGCUGGCGGCAGCGUCAAGGAUCGCAUCGGACUGCGGAUGGUGGAAGAAGCAGAGAGGAAAGGCAUCUUGAAGCCUGGGUUCACAUUGAUUGAACCCACUUCAGGAAACACAGGUAUUGGCCUGGCCCUAGCCGCUGCCGUCAAGGGAUACCGCUGCAUCAUCGUCAUGCCGGAGAAGAUGAGCAACGAGAAGGUGUACGUCUUAAGAGCCCUGGGCGCUGAGAUCGUGCGCACGCCCACCUCGGCAAGGUUCGACUCGCCUGAGUCACACAUCAGCGUAGCGCAGAGGCUGAACAAGGAGAUACCGAACUCUGUCAUACUAGACCAGUACAGGAACGAAGGAAACCCACUGGCCCAUUACGACACCACAGCCCAGGAAAUCUGGGACCAGUGCGAAGGCAAGGUUGACAUGGUUGUCAUGGGCUCGGGAACAGGUGGCACCAUGACGGGCAUUGGUCGGAAGCUCAAGCAUUUAAACCCAGAUAUCAAGAUCGUGUCCUUUGAUCCCCACGGCUCUACUCUGGAGCCGCCGUUCUUUGACAAGCCCACCACGCCCAACGUCCCCUACGAAGUGGAAGGCAUCGGCUACGACUUCAUCCCAACCGUCUUGGACCACCAGGUGGUGGACGAUUGGGAUAAGUGCGACGACAAGGAGUCGUUUCUGAUGGCCAGACGACUGAUCAGGGAGGAAGGGCUCCUGUGUGGUGGCAGUUGUGGAGCGGCGGUUUCAAUUGCUCUGAGGGCAGCCCAGUCACUGACUGAGGGCCAGCGCUGCGUCGUCAUCCUUCCAGAUUCAGUCCGGAACUACAUGACUAAAUUCCUGUCUGAUGACUGGAUGGUGGAGAAGGGUUUUAUGGACGUGGAGCAUGAAGGACACAACCCCGAGAAGGAAUGGUGGUGGAAUUUGAAGGUGGCUGUGCUGAAGAUAGAUGCACCUCUCACCGUCCUGCCAACGGUUACUUGUCAGGAGGGCAUCAACAUUAUGAAACGGGAGGGAUUUGACCAGCUGCCAGUGGUAGGAGAGUCAGGGGAGGUUCUAGGGGUGGUCACCCUUGGCAGUCUGAUGUCUCACAUGAUUGCUGGCCGUGUCAAGCCGACCACCCUGGUGGAAGGAAUACUCUACAAGCAGUUCAAAAAGGUGACCCUUGACAGCACACUCGGCCAGUUGUCUCGCAUUCUGGACCACGACCACUUUGUGUUGGUCACUCACAACCAGAAACUAUAUUCCGGUGAGGAAGGGUUUACCUCCAAGGAGGUCAUCGUAGGCAUUUCAACUCGCAUCGAUCUGCUGAACUACAUCACGAACACCCAUCCCUCAUCUUAAUGAUCUUAGAGUGUCGAGUUGUGCAAAAAAAAUUGCUCAGAGACUGCAGUCAUUACCCUGUUCAGGCAGGGUAAUGCAUCUUUUGAUUUUCAAGAGUAAACUAUGGGGAAGAUUCUAGUGGCUGUACUUGGUACACUUUGGUUUGUGAUUGUGAGAGUCUGCAGAAUGGUUUUUCACCGUUGCUUGACUUCUUGGAAUCAACAGGGUGCACACCUUGCUAGUGUUGAAUGUUGUCAAAUUCAUUGGCGCUCACACUCGUUUGGGUAGAGUUUCUUCUUUGUGAUUUGACUGCGUGCACUUUGUUGCACGACUCUGUAAACAGGAGCAGGGUCCACACUUUGCCAGCGUUGAAAAUACACUGUUCAUUCAUUGACGUUCACACCUAUUAUGGAUUCUUUGUGAUUUGACAGGGUGCACGUCAUUGUCGCAAACGCAGUGCACACUUCUCAGUUGUUGCUCAACCUGUUUGUUCUUGGGGAUUUCCGGUGUUACAUCCUGUUAGUCUUGAAUAAUGAGUCAUCUAUUUCAAAACAAAUGUUAGUGGGAAAUUACGAAGCGCACAAACAUUUAUUAGGGAAACAGAACAAAAGUGAGAAAGGGUCCACCUAGAAAUUAUUGUCUGCGAUGUAGGGGUUCAUGGUGUUUUGUACACCUGAGGAGGGCAAACGGCACUCGAGGCAAAGCCGAGGGUGCCAUUUGCCCUUGAGGGUGUACAAAACCCAUGGACCCUGUCACAGCAGGCAACAAUUGGUUUGUUGUACCCUGGGGCAUAGAUUGGAGCGGUCUUAUUUGUUCUAUAUGCUUUUUUAUUGCAAGAUAAAUUAAAACUCUCUGACAAAUUGCAACACGUGAACAGCAAACUAGAUAUAAAUUACAAGGAAAAUUAUUGAUUUUGAAGUCGUUUGUUGACUUUUUUUGUUUGGUUUGGUUUUUUGGGAGGGGUCUAAUAUUUGUAAAAAAUGGUUUACCACUACAGUGACCUGGCAUUCGUAAAGCACCGGGGUUUUGUAGGCUGGUUGAAUUUCAAGAUUGAAGACCAGACGAGAAGAGACAAACAGCACGAGUCUUUUAAUUAACAGAAACAGCAGCAGAGACAGUGAUCGUACUCGUGCUCCACGAGCACAACUGGGUGCAAGGUUACCCCGCGGGCCCGAUGGACACCUAACCAAAGAAACACGGUGCAAUAACAAUAGACGCUCAUUGUAAGUGCACUGUUUCUUUUUGUUACAUGUUCGUAUUGUUGUCUCCUUGUGAUGGUCAAAGUGAAGAGAGUAGCAUAAUCCCACCAGGUCUUCGGGAUUAUUUUGCAAGGGGAAAAAAGUCAUUAUUUGUGUGGCAUGCGUUGUGCGCGUAUUCAGUUCCUGCUAUUGAAACAGAGAACACCGUGGUCGUCAUGCAUGAACUCUUUACACCUUGGCUUUUUAAACAUCUGUGGCCAACUUUUUUUUUUAGUUGAAUGUUUCCUGACGCCAGCUGAGACAAAACGUUUUAAAUGGUCGUGUGCCUUUUGUGCACACAACCUUUACUAUAUAUAUAUGUGUGUGUGUGUACAGGAAGAGGUGACUGUCCCUCAGAAAUUCUCCUCGGGAGACGUUUACAUUUGGAUGCCAGAGGAGUGUUUCCUUACUGUGUAAUGUGCAUGAAAAUGUUUUGUGCUUGACUUUCUGAAAAACUUAAUACAUGAUUUUGACAAUGACGUCACAAUUGUGAAUAUAUGUAGGUCAUUUUUCUAAGUCGGUAAAGGUCAUCAAAACGGUUGAUUUUAGUUGUCCUUGAUAGUAUAGUCGGUAUCUUCAAAACAAGACGUUUGUUCGGAAUUAUGAAGCACAGAUACACCCACUAACCUGGAUAAGGUUGGUUUCUAGUCGGAUUAUGCUGUCGUUCCUGUAAGGUAGCCCCUGUGUGGCCACUGUGUGGUGUCGCGUUUGAAUUAGUCUCUUAACAAUCACUCAUUUACCCUGAUAUCUCAGUUCAUUUUGGUCUGGCAUUGUCAAAAAAUUUGUUUACUCCUAAAUGACUCGUUUCUAAAAUAUCUCUUUACCCCAACAUUUGUUCCAACCUUUCUACCGACGAUUACCAUUAAAACAAAAACAAGAAAGUACUCCGAACAGGGGUGGCACUGAAUUUUUAAUCGAUCACACCUGUACGAAGUGUCUUUCGUAUUUGCUCUAAAACUAAGCCCUCCGAAACAUAUAUUUGUUAUAUGAAAAAUUAUACAGAUUAUCUCUUCAGUCUCCUGACGACGGACUGAGCACGCAGUCCGAAACGUUCAGUAUACUCCCGGUUCUUUUCUUAACCACACAUACUCAUGAGGGAGAUGUAUUCCUUCGCACGGUGCUACGACAAGCCUUUCCUCCUGUUGCUGUCCUUAACUAUGAAUAGCCUGAAAUUCCAACUAUACAGAUAAUGUUUACUUGGCCUCAUAUGUAAGGCUGAGAAGAAUUGCAUGUACCUUUAACGAGUGGCAUUACGUCAGGGUAUUAACCAUAAGUACGUUUAAUUACACGAGUUGCACAGCUAAAUGGGUAGUAGCCAUCAGCUUACCGUAGAAUCAGUAAACAUGGAAAGGGGUGAAUAAACUUUUAAGUGGAUCUGAAAUAUUUCGGCUUAAACAGAGGUAAAGACCUUUUAAUUUUUGGCAUGAGGGGGAAAACAGUCGGCUGCACAAUAGCAGCAAACUGUAUUUAUAUUUUUCCUAGUCGUUACGAAGUCCAGUUUGGACAGAGCAGUCGAGUAGGGCUAGUACCACUGAACCUCGUAGAAUAUUUUUCUUAUCCCGUAGGUUAUCGUUUCUAUUAGUUACAGAGUUUUUUGUGUUCAACCUGGCAAUUUUAAACUUUGCAAGUAAUAUGUUUAUCUCUUAUUUUAGUAAUCAUUUAUGAUGUAAAAAAUCUAGGAAUUAUAUUCAGAUUUGGUAUAGCUGCUCCGUGUACUCGCAUACUAUGUGCCUCUAAAAUAUAUAGACAUGUAAUCAUUCAAUAAAAAGCUUGCGUGGCAUGAACCUACGGAUCAAA
Messenger RNA from Acanthaster planci (crown-of-thorns starfish), 4884 nucleotides. RefSeq names its product cystathionine beta-synthase-like. Gene Ontology annotation, molecular function: cystathionine beta-synthase activity. NCBI's taxonomy places the organism in Eukaryota, Metazoa, Echinodermata, Asteroidea, Valvatida, Acanthasteridae. The record is from RefSeq and is a predicted model, not a curated record. Gene Ontology annotation, cellular component: cytoplasm.